CCUGACGUCGGUGUAGAAGCUGAGACCGCGGACGAUGGUGGGAAGAUCUGGGCGGUGCGCGCGCGGAGCGGCCGAGUGGGCAGCUGUCCGAGCUUAGGCCCAGCAGACGAAAAUGGAGAGGACUUAGAGUCUCCACCCUCACCGGGGGACUCGGCCUACCACCGAGAUAAGGUAGAUGAUUUCCAUGAGGCCCGAUCUCGGGCCGCCUUGGCUAAGGGCUGGAGCGAAAUAGAGAGUGGGGACGAGGAGGAUGGCGAUGAGAAGGAGGAGGUGCUUGCCCUAGAUGUUGCCGAUGAGGACGAUGAAGAUGGAGAAAGUGAGGAGGGUGACAAUGAUGAUGGUGGGAGCUCCGUGCAGAGUGAGGCUGAGGCUUCUGUGGGUCCCAGUUUGUCGUGGGGUCAGAGAAGAAACUUCACCACGACACGGACCCAAGCCCUGCAGGAGGACGAUUUUGGAGUUACCUGGGUGGAAGCUUUUGCAAAACCAGUACCUCAGGUAAAUGAGGCUGAGACACGUGUUGUGAAGGAUUUGGCGAAAGUUUCCGUGAAAGAGAAGCUGAAAAUGCUGCGAAAGAAAUCUCCAGAGCUCUUGGAGCUGAUAGGCGACUUGAAAGUUAAGUUGAUAGAGAUGAAGGAUGAGCUAGAGCCAUUGAUACAGUUAGUGGAGCAGAAGAUCAUCCCCCCGGAAAAGGAAGCCAAUACCUAA
Molecule: messenger RNA, 705 nt
Organism: Rangifer tarandus platyrhynchus (Svalbard reindeer)
Lineage: Eukaryota; Metazoa; Chordata; Mammalia; Artiodactyla; Cervidae
Source: the annotation of a GenBank genome assembly